Molecule: messenger RNA, 10857 nt
Organism: Tachysurus fulvidraco (yellow catfish)
Lineage: Eukaryota; Metazoa; Chordata; Actinopteri; Siluriformes; Bagridae
Product: protein unc-13 homolog A
Exons: 42
Coding region: 523-6153 (1876 amino acids)
Biological process (GO): synaptic vesicle maturation; dense core granule priming; synaptic transmission, glutamatergic
Cellular component (GO): synaptic vesicle membrane; plasma membrane; presynaptic membrane
Molecular function (GO): calmodulin binding; diacylglycerol binding; syntaxin-1 binding
Source: RefSeq, a predicted model, not a curated record
GGUUUUUGGGAGCCCCAGGCUCGUGGGCGGGAGAGUAAGAGCAAGCUCGAGAAACUCCGCUGCCCGCGCUCCCCCCCCACCGGUGCCCGUCGUCUCGCGCCGUGACGUCACAUCGGCAUGAGCUGUCCCCGCCGUGCUGGUGCUGAAAACAAGAUGGCUGUGCGCGUGCGAGCGGAGAACUAACGACCCGAACAGUCAGUUUCACGAGACGUCCCGAAGAGUACAGAAACCCGCACGGAUAAGAGAAGAAACUAAAGGCUUGAAGCAUUGGAGUUGGAAAUCUUUUGAAUUUUUUUUAAUACACAAAAGGCGUCGGGGGAGGAGUGUGUGUGUGCGCGCGCGUGUGUGUGCGUGUGUGUGUGUGUGUGUGUGUGGGUGGGUGUGUGUGUGUGCGCUGAACGCGGGGCGUGUGUAAACCGAACAUCACCGAAUCACGGCACGUCCAGGCUGUCCCGUUCUCGACCGGUCAUCUGGUAGAGGACAGCGGAGGACAGCAAAAACACACCGACACUCUGAGAAGCGAUGUCACUUCUGUGUGUUGGGGUGAAAAAAGCCAAGCUGGAUGGACCCCAAGAGAAGUUUAACACAUAUGUGAGUCUGAAGGUACAGAAUGUUAAGAGCACAACGAUCGCAGUGCGGGGCAACCAGCCAAGCUGGGAGCAGGACUUCAUGUUUGAGAUAAACCGGUUGGAUCUGGGUUUGACAGUGGAGGUGUGGAAUAAAGGUCUGAUCUGGGACACCAUGGUUGGCACUGUUUGGAUUCCGCUGCAGAGCAUCCGCCAAUCAAAUGAAGAAGGUCCAGGGGAAUGGCUGACUCUGGACUCCCAGGUCAUCAUGGAUGAUAAUGAGAUCUGCGGCACCAAAGACCCAACAUUCCAUCGGGUUCUGCUCGACACACACUUCGAACUGCCUCUGGAUAUCCCAGAAGAGGAAGCUCGCUACUGGGCAAAGAAACUGGAACAGCUCAAUGCCAUGAGAGACCAAGAUUACUCGUACCAGGAGCAGCAGGAGAGGCCACUUCCUGUUCCCGGGGGCCAAUGCUGUAACUGGAAUUUGUGGGGAGACCAGCAAAACGAAGACCCAGAUAGCGCAGUGGAUGAUCGGGACAGUGAUUACCGCAGUGAGACAAGUAACAGCAUCCCACCACCGUUCUAUAGCACGUCACAGCCCAACGCCUCAGUCCACCAGUAUCCCAUGGGUCAGCAGCAUCGCUCCAACCGAGCCACAUAUACCCGCUCUAUCCACAGUUGUGACAUCAUCGACUACGACCACCAGAGAGCUAUCAGUCCGGCAGGAAGCUAUGCAUCAUCAGCAGAGUUGAGCCACUGCAGCUCACAGCUAAGUGAGGAAGAGUACUGUGAGCGGGAACUGUAUGACGAGAAUGACUCUUACCACUCAUGUCACUCAUCCGUUUCCUACAGCAAAGGAUCUCCUGACUGGGAGCCAGAAGAGACAACAGGUGCCUACAGUGAUGAGGGUGCCUACAACAAAGAUGGUGGUGAGGAAGGUGCCCUUUAUGAAGAUGGUGACCCAUAUGCUGAAGAUGCAGACAUGUACGAAGGUGAGGAGGAGGACUUUAACUAUAAUGAUGAAGAUCUGUACCCUGUGGAUGAGGCUCUGAGUGAAGAUCAGGAGCCUCCAUACACCCCGACCCCUACCAGCACUGCACCUAAAUUGGGUGUGCCAUCAGCCUCCAGGCCACCACUGGAGAAACAGCCAUCCCUGCAUCAGCAUCCACCAACCCAGCAGGCACCACAGGGCCAGAAUGCAAACCAAAUGGCCAGUCCAGCCCCUACACAACUAACAAAUCAAGCUCCUACCCAACCACCACCAACCAAUCAAGCUUCAACCAAACCAAACCAAACACAGCAGCAACCUAGGCCACCGCUUCAGCAACAGCAUUCCACAGGUCCCAUCCCAUCUGUCCAGUCCUUUUUUGCUAUGGCUAAACCACUAACUGCUGUUUUUGGGUUGGGUGGAUCUAUGUCAAUGUCCUCACCGCCUCCCGCACCUACACCCCAACCCCAACGACCACAACCACAACCUGCAGCACCUCAGCCCCAAGCUGCACCAGUCCAACCUCCUGCAUCUGGAGUCCAGCAAGAAACUUUAGCCCAAGCCAAACCCAUAGAAUCUCCAACCCAGCCUCCCACAACCACCGCUCAACCCUUAUCCCCUGUAGCGAAGCCUACCACACCAAAGGAGGAAACACAGGUCAUUGAGGAGCCAACAGUGCAAGAACAGUCCACUCCAGUGGAUGAGGAGUUUCCUGUAGAAGGUUCUCCUCUUGAGGAAAAAGAGCGAGAUGUCACCUCUCCAACACCACCACCAGAGGAGAAGGAACCAGAGACUGAACAGGCAGACAGAGAGCCGGAGAUUGAGGAGGUGAAGGAGCCUGUAGACCCAGCCGUACGAGCUAAAGAGAACUGGCUACGGCUGUUCAACAAGGUCCAACAGCAGCUGCGGGAGGAACGGGGAGAAACAGAUUCUCAGUCUCUUUGGUUUGGAAAGGGCGGAAUGGGAGGAGCUUUGUACAGCAUAGACAGCAUGCCUGACCUACGCAAGAGGAAAGCUAUUCCAUUAGUACGGGACUUGGCUAUGUCUUUGGUUCAGAACUCUCGUAAAGCUGGAAUAACAUCUGCUAUGGCAUGUAGCACACUCAACAACGAGGAACUGAAGAGUCACGUGUAUAAGAAGACCUUGCAGGCUCUGAUCUACCCCAUCUCCUGCACAACCCCCCACAACUUUGAGGUGUGGACAGCCACUACCCCCACCUACUGUUACGAGUGUGAGGGGCUGCUUUGGGGUAUCGCCCGGCAGGGCAUGCGCUGCACCGAGUGUGGGGUCAAAUGCCACGAUAAGUGCCAGGAUCUGCUCAAUGCAGACUGCCUACAGAGAGCUGCUGAGAAGAGCUCUAAACACGGUGCAGAGGACCGCACUCAGAACAUCAUCAUGGUCCUGAAGGACCGCAUGAAGAUCCGUGAACGCAACAAACCCGAGAUCUUCGAGCUUAUCCAGGAGGUGUUUGGCGUGGUCAAGACAACCCAUGCGACCCAGAUGAAGCAGAUUAAGCAGAGCGUCCUGGACGGGACGUCUAAAUGGUCAGCCAAGAUCAGCAUCACAGUGGUCUGUGCUCAAGGACUACAAGCCAAGGAUAAGACUGGCUCCAGUGAUCCCUACGUCACUGUCCAGGUGGGAAAGACCAAAAAAAGGACCAAAACCAUCUACGGCAACCUCAAUCCUGUCUGGGACGAGAGUUUCCACUUCGAGUGCCACAACUCAUCCGAUCGCAUAAAGGUGCGAGUGUGGGACGAAGACGAUGACAUUAAAUCCCGUGUGAAACAACGGUUCAAACGAGAGUCUGAUGACUUCUUGGGUCAGACCAUCAUCGAGGUCCGGACUCUUAGCGGAGAAAUGGAUGUGUGGUACAACUUGGACAAGCGCACAGAUAAAUCGGCCGUGUCUGGAGCCAUCCGCAUGCACAUCAGUGUAGAAAUUAAAGGAGAGGAAACAGUGGCUCCAUACCACGUCCAGUAUACCUGCCUACAUGAGCACCUAUUCCAUUACACCACCGAAGAGCAGAACGGCGGAGUGGUGAAGAUCCCUGACGCUAAAGGAGAUGAUGCCUGGAAAGUUUAUUUUGAGGAGACGGCGCAGGAGAUCGUGGACGAGUUCGCCAUGAGAUACGGAGUGGAGUCCAUCUACCAAGCCAUGACGCACUUUGCAUGUUUGUCAUCUAAGUACAUGUGUCCUGGAGUGCCAGCUGUGAUGAGCACCCUGCUAGCCAACAUCAACGCUUACUACGCCCACACCACGCAGUCCUCCAACAACGUCUCUGCUUCAGACCGGUUCGCCGCCUCCAACUUCGGGAAAGAGAGGUUUGUGAAGCUCCUGGACCAACUUCAUAACUCUCUGAGAAUUGACCUCUCUAUGUACAGGAAUAAUUUCCCUGCUAGCAGUCCUGAGCGACUACAGGACCUAAAGUCAACUGUAGAUCUACUCACUAGCAUCACCUUCUUCAGGAUGAAGGUCCAGGAGCUGCAAAGCCCUCCUCGAGCCAGUCAGGUGGUUAAGGACUGUGUGAAGGCCUGUCUGAACUCUACAUAUGAGUACAUCUUCAACAACUGCCAUGAGCUCUACAGUCGCGAAUAUCAGACAGAUGCGUCUAAGAGUGUUCCUCCAGACGAGCAGGGCCCCAGCAUCAGGAACCUGGACUUCUGGUCCAAACUCAUCACUCUUAUAGUUUCCAUUAUAGAGGAGGACAAGAACUCCUACACACCCUGCCUUAACCAGUUUCCUCAGGAGCUGAACGUCGGGAAGAUCAGCGCAGAGGUCAUGUGGAACAUGUUCGCUCAGGAUAUGAAGUAUGCCAUGGAGGAGCACGAGAAGAACCGGCUGUGUAAGAGCGCAGAUUACAUGAACCUUCACUUCAAAGUCAAGUGGCUCUACAAUGAGUACUGCAAAGAGCUGCCGUGCUCCAAAGGCUGCGUGCCCGAGUACCCUACUUGGUUCGAACCAUUUGUGAUCCUUUGGUUGGAUGAAAAUGAGGAAGUGUCCAAGGACUUCCUGAACGGUGCCCUAGUGAGGGACGCAAAGGACGGGUUCCAGCAGACGUCGGAGCAUGCCCUGUUCUCCUGCUCGGUGGUUGAUGUUUUCUCUCAGCUGAAUCAGAGCUUUGAGAUUAUCCGGAAGCUGGAGUGUCCUGACCCUCAGAUUGUUGGCAACUAUAUGAAGAGAUUUGCCAAGACUAUUGGGACUGUACUUUUGUCUUACGCUGAAAUCAUUGCCAAGGAUUUUCCCAACCACUGCAAUAAGGAGAAAGUGCCUUGCAUCAUCAUUAAUAACAUCCAGCAGAUCCGAGUGCAGCUGGAGAAGAUGUUUGAGGCCAUGGGGGGCAAAGAUCUGAAUGUGGAGGCCAGUGACUUCCUGAAGGAGCUGCAGGUCAAAUUGAACAAUGUGAUGGACGACCUGAGCAGGAUCUUUGCGGUCAGUUUCCAGCCCAACAUCGAGCAGAAUGUGAAACAGAUGGGCGACAUCCUGAGCCAGGUGAAAGGUGCUAACGUUCCUGCAAACGGAAACGGCAGCCUCACACAGGACGCUGACAACGUGCUUCAGCCCAUCAUGGACUUCCUGGACAGCAAUUUAACAUUAUUUGCCAAGAUCUGUGAGAAGACGGUGCUGAAGCGGGUCCUCAAGGAGCUGUGGAAGCUGGUCAUGAACACCAUGGAGAAAACCAUCGUUCUUCCUCCUCUUACUGACCAAUCCGGCACACAGCUCAUCUUCUCAGCAGCUAAAGAGUUGGGUCAGCUGUCCAAGCUAAAGGAGCAUAUGGUGCGAGAGGAAGCCAAGGCACUCAGCCCCAAACAGUGUGCAGUUAUUGAGCUGGCACUGGACACCAUAAAGCAAUACUUCCAUGCCGGUGGUGUGGGCCUGAAGAAGACAUUUUUGGAGAAAAGCCCGGACCUGCAGUCUCUGCGCUACGCUCUAUCACUCUACACACAAGCCACGGACAAACUCAUCCGCAAAUUCAUCCAGUCACAGCACAAUCAGGUUCAUGGAGGUAAAGGGGUGAGGUGCACUCCGAGUGAGGAUGUGUACCCAGAGAAGGCCUCGGGUGUGGAUGAGGCUGUGGGAGAGGUGUGCAUGACAGUGGAACUCCUCAGUGACCCUAACAGCGGUGGACACAAAAUCAACAUCAAAGUGGUGGCAGCCAAUGACCUGCGCUGGCAGACUCAAGGCAUAUUCCGGCCCUUCGUGGAGGUCUACAUCAUCGGACCUCACCUGAGCGACAAGAAGAGGAAGUUCGCCACCAAGUCCAAGAACAACAGCUGGUCCCCAAAGUUUGCAGAGUCCUUUCAAUUUGUCCUGGGCAGUGAGCUGGGUCCUGAGAACUAUGAGCUGCAGGUGUGUGUGAAGGACUACUGCUUUGCACGAGAGGACCGUACAGUCGGCAUGGCUGUGCUGCAGCUAAAAGACCCGGUACUGCGAGGUGGCGGAGCCUUCUGGUUACCCCUGGGCAAACGUGUGCACAUGGACGAGACAGGCCUUACCGUGCUGCGAAUCCUCUCACAGCGCAACAACGAUGACGUGGCCAAAGAGUUUGUCAAGUUAAAAUCGGACCAGCGAUCGGCCGAGGAGGGCCGCGGGAGUUAGGAAAAUGAAGAUCUGUGUUUCCACAGAACAUGCACAGGAAUGAAAAAAUGCACACAUACACACAUCAACAUGCACCAAGUGAACAGGAGACAGUCUGUUUAGUAAACACUGACUUGUAUAGAGACUAAUGUGAGUUAGAGAAACACUGUUGUGCCUCAUCAGUGGCAUAACAUAAAUCUCUGCUUAAGCACUAAAGCAAUCAAACCUGAUUCAAGCAAAUAAUGAUGUCAGAGGUGUCGCUCUUUCAUCUUUGCCUUUUUUUGUAAAGGGAACUCCGCUGUGACAUCUGAAAACGCAACAGUAUAGACACAUACAUGGCCAAGUCUCCUUUUUUUGUCCUGUCUCUACAGUAGACUGAAGCAUGCCUCAAAGCUUAUAGAAACAACAAUGAUGUGAUAAACAGCUUACAUAUUGAGAGUGAUUAGCGUCACACAAACAAAUUUUCCUAUGUGCUUUUUGACCCUCUGUCUUAAAAAAUGUCACUGUAAGAAACAUUAGCCAUUACUCAGUUGUGCAACGAGCAAAAGGCAGCACUAUAACGAUAUGUUAGCGAUCCACGCAUGGCUUUGAGUCGGCACAUUGAUCCUCCGUACUCUACUCUUACAUGUGUUGACCAGCAUGCUGCUCCUCCCUGCUUACCCACAAUGCAUUGCUGCUUACAGGAGCUACAUGAAUUUCUGUGUACUCUCUCCUUCACUCAUGUUUUAUAACCAGACAUCUGUAAAAAUCCAAAACAUAACGGGGCUCAGUAUUUUCUUGUUGUUUUGAAAAAGGAACUUUGCACUUAAGCCUCUGUUGCAUGUUUUUAAGUCCAGUCCCAGUUGCGUGUUUCUGUCCGUCUGUACGGUCCAGUCAGAACGUGCUGUUUCUGCUGUCCUCUGUUACGUCGUGCAUGAUGAAGCCAAGCCACUUUCACACUGUGACUCUAUCCUCAUGCUCGCCUCAGUCGCUGUGCAUUAUGGUACCUGGAAAUCUAAACCAAAACUGAUAGUUGGAGUCGUGAAGACUGAAUAUAGUAGCUGUUAUAGACCUCAAGUUCACAGUAAUAAAAAUGGGAUUGGGUUAUGUGGCAAAAAUAUCAGAAUAUCGCAAUACAGUUUAAUACAGUUCACUUUUCAAUUUAGGCUUGUGAAACAAAGUGCUAUCUGAAGAGUAAGGGCAUGACAAAAAACCUGUGGAAAAAUAUCAGUGCAGUGAUACUAAGGAUUUAAAUUGAAAAACUUUUAUAGAGCUAGAUUUUUACCCAUCAGUCAGCUGCUAUCGAUAACAUUGUUUAAUAUCACUGAUACGCACAAUACUCUCAGAAAUACAUACAGAUACAUAGUUUAUUAUAAUGUCUUAUAACUUGGGCAAGGAUGUUUUUUUAACAUCUUGGCGCUCUCUGGUGUCAGAUAGCUCAGCCUUUAAAUAACCUAAUAUUCAGAUUCUUGUUAUCAUACACCAAAACAUGAAUGGAGAUGAUAAAUUUACUACAUAAGGGAGACAUCUGUCUACAAACUGCUGGGUACAUCUUUGUAUGCUAGUGUUUAGCAGUGUCACCAAAUAUGGCUUUAAGAUAUCCUGUCAGAAAUUGUUAGGUUAGCUCAUGGCGAGCUGUCUAGUGUUAGCAAUUAGGAUUAUGAACAAUUCUCUCAGAAACUCCAAGCUGAUUCAUUCAAUUCAUAAACAAUAUGAAUAUGCUUUGAGAAAUCUCAGAAAUCCUGUCAGGUUAGCUAAUUUUUAGCUAGCUAUCAGGGUUAAGGCUGAGUGUUAUGAAUAUUUAUGAAUAUCUUUUUAAAACCUUUCAGAAAUCCUGUCAUCUAAUUUUUUUUUCUAACUACAGGAAGAUUAUUAACUUUAUGAAUAUGACUUUAAAGACUCCCUAAAAACCCGUCAGAGUAGUUAUUAUUUUCUAACUAGCAGGUAUAGCAAUGAAUUUAUGAAAAUCCUCCCAUAUUGUCAAAUUUAAAUAUGUCUUAAAAUCCUGUCAGAUUAGUUCAUUUGGGCUAUCUAGCUAUAGCAUGGAUACUAAACAUUUAUGAUUAUCUCUCCUGUCAAGUUAUUUUAUUUUAGCCAGCUAGGCAAAGGCAAUGCAUUUUAUGUUGUAAAUGAUUUCUUCAUUUUUCGCACAUUGACAGCUAUAAACAUGACUUAGAAUCCUGUCAGGUUAGCUAAUUCAUCAGGUUAGCUCAUGAGUGUUAGCUGGCCUUGAUCAUCACUGAAUAUUAUUAAUAAAUCUUGUCAUCUUAGUCAGUGUUAGCACGUUAUCAUUUAAAUGAUCAUUAAAGAUAAUUUCUGUAAUCCUGUCAGGUUAGCUUGUGCUACAUAACCAGCUAGAAGCAUCAUUUUAUUAUUAUAUUUUUAUUGUUAUAUUCUUUAUGGGGACUAUACUGAUCUGAAGAUUCUUCAGAUUUUCUGUGAAUAUAAGAAUUCUUUUUUUUUUUUUUUUUAAUUCAUUAAUUAAAUUGAAUAAUUGAAUUCAUUAAUUGAGAAUUCGGAGACUCCAGGCUGGAUUGUCAACAGUGUGACAUCUGAUGCCUGAGGUUCACAUUGCAGCUUUCUAAAAGUGUUACUCAAUAGUGUUCAGUGUGGCUGGAUCUUUAGUCCAGGAUUCUGCCAAAUAAAAGCACCUCGUCUCCGUCGCCUUGUCUAUGUCUGUACUUGUCAGAUUAUGGAUCAACCAGACUGAGUGUUUGUGGCAUGUGGACACAGCAGCUCUUUGCUUAUGUUUUAAUGUAAUCUAGUGUGAACUCGUCUGUCUUAAUUCUGCAGCAAUACUGAAGGCCGAAAUUAAAUCUAGAAACCGUGUAGAAAGUAAACCUGAAAACACACACAUACACACACACACACACACACACACACACACGCACGCACAUGCGCAUGCCAAAUAGAGUCUCUUAGUCAGGCACCCACCCAGGAGGAUGUGCAGGCCUGUACAAGCAACAAAAAUUGACAAUGAGUGUGUACACCAUGUUAGUUUUAGGAACAGUGUGAAGCACAGAACAGAGAUGUCACAGCCGCUGUUCCAGGCAUCCGAAGCGCAUCGUUAGCAUUGUUCUUGCACUUUUCACUUAAUGAUCAAUUCCAGAAGUGUUCUUGCCUCUUUGAGGGCUGUGUAUGUGGUCUUACGAGGGACAACAGCCAGUCAUAACUUGAUAGCCAUCCAAGUUUGCUUUUUUUACACCUAAACCAUAGUGCAAUUAAACAUAGUCACAGUGGAUAGCUUUGGACUAGAAUAUUAAAUGUUUACAAAGCAGAGUGUUUCAGCACAAAUCACUUGCACACACUUAUGUAAUUUACUGUUGGGAAGCAAAUAACAAAAUGGGUCGAGUUGAAGAGUUCAAUAGAAGUAGGUCUCAUAACAUUACAGUGGGCUUCAGCAUCCAAACCAAACAAAACACGGCUUUGAAUGUCCAUCACACUGGCCUUUACUCGAGAGAAACUGUUAGGAAUAGACAUAGUCGGGGAAAAAAAGAAUAGUUUAAUGAAAAUGACUCCAAAUUUGUGUCAAUCAGACAACAUUUAUUUGGAAUCUGAAGUAUUUAGUUUUGCACUGAUGCGUUGAGGCUUUGUGGCUACCAGUUUACUGCCUCCAAUCAGGAUUGUCAGGGAUCUCAGACAGCGAAUUUAAAGCAGCUGUAACUUGUUCUCUCAGCCUCGCUUUUUCUUUUUAAAGUCAAUACAACUAACAAAGAAAAACGCAGCUUGGCAUUUUGGAGUAACCAGAAAGCGUAAAAUGUCUGUUCUGAAGACUCCAUCAUGGAGAAAAACUUACUGAGUGUUAAAAAGCUCUGGAGACUCUUUCCUUUUCUGUAUCCACAGUUAAAUGCUUUACUGUAUUAAAUAACCAAUUUAUUUUUUUUUUUAAAUCUGAUUUAUGAGUCUUGGAUUAUAUGUGGCAUCCACCUUGAUCAAGUGUGUUACUAUAGCAACGACGUUAGAAUUUAGCGUACUAAAUAUGUAGGUCUAAGAGUCCAACAGCACAUACAUGAUAAUAUGCUUUCUAUUUCAUGUUUGUUUACAUUCUCUACUAUCCUGGCAAGUGUGUAAGUGCUCAACUGUGUCUGCUCAAUGCCUGUUAGUUACAGGAUCCUUCAGUGCAAAACUUAAAUAUCAAGCUUCAGGCACCAAAUAUAUCCUGGUUGAUAGACUAUUUGGAAAUAUUGUGGCAUUAACGUUUGACAAAUCUUGUCGCAGAAACGCCAUCUUUAUGAGGGCUCACACUAAACACACACACACGCGCGCGCGCGCACGCACCUUGAAAAACUCGCUCUCACAGACCCGCUCAAGCACAAACAGGCAUGAAGAUUACCCCACGUGCAUGAGUGCAUGCCUGCUGCCGUGCCAUCCACGUGCUGCCCACGUCAUUAAUAGAAACUAAGUGCAUGAAGGGGAAUCGAAUCUUAAUUGUGCCCGCACGUGUCUUACUUUCUUUUUUUUUCUUUUUUUUUUUGGUGUUUAUCCUGUUACUAUCGAACGAUUUAUCUUUAUAUUUCCUUUUCGUGUUCAUAUUUUCAAAUGUAUUUAUUUUUUAUCAAAUAAAAAAAACUUGUGAAUACAUACACGUGUCCAAAAAAUGACUGUAGCCUGUACAAGCAUGAGAGGAUGUUUUUUAUACCGGGGAUGUUUCUAAUUUUUAUUUUUACUCAUUAUGAUGGUUUCUAAUCAGAACAGUGGUGGAUUAUUGCAGCAUUGCUUCCUAUUAAAAUAUGAUCACACAAUCAA